Messenger RNA from Thrips palmi, 1084 nucleotides. RefSeq names its product peroxiredoxin 1-like. Lineage: Eukaryota; Metazoa; Arthropoda; Insecta; Thysanoptera; Thripidae. Gene Ontology annotation, biological process: hydrogen peroxide catabolic process; response to oxidative stress; cellular response to stress. Gene Ontology annotation, cellular component: mitochondrion; cytosol. The transcript has 6 exons. The coding region runs from base 179 to 850 and encodes 223 amino acids. The record is from RefSeq and is a predicted model, not a curated record. Gene Ontology annotation, molecular function: thioredoxin peroxidase activity.
UUCCCUCCCCCUCCCCCGGAUGCCGCGAGAACCUUCACCCUUCACCGGCGAGGUUACGUCGUCUGAUGCGCUGGUUCUGACUGUUCGCGUGCUGACUGCAUUAUUCUCGUUCUUAUAGUUUCUUGCAGUGUCUCCUCGCAUUCUAUACUUAAAGACUCUUCCAAAUUCAUCGUCAACCAUGUUUGUUCAACGUCUCGGAAAGUCGCUACUCCAGCGAGUACCUGCAGUUGUAUCACGGCCACUGUCUACCACCCACCUUCUUCAGUCACCCAAAAUACCAGCUCCUGCUCCAGAUUUUAAGGGGAUUUCAGUGUUUCAAAAUGAAUUUAAAGAAGUCUCUUUGAAUGAUUUCCGAGGAAAGUACUUGGUCUUAUUUUUUUACCCACUUGACUUCACAUUUGUGUGUCCGACUGAGCUCAUUGCGUUCAGUGAUCGCAUCAAAGAGUUUGAUGCGAUCAAUUGUGCUCUUGUUGGCUGCUCCUGUGAUUCACACUUCAGUCACUUGGCAUUUAUCCAACGAUCUCGUAAGGAAGGUGGUUUGGGAGGAUUGAACUAUCCUCUCCUUUCUGACUACAAGAAAGAAAUAGCAAGGAAAUAUGAUGUUCUGUUAGAAGAAGAAGGUGUUCCACUCAGAGGAUUGUUUAUCAUUGACAAGGAAGGAACUUUACGUCAAAAGACGGUAAAUGAUUUACCUGUUGGCCGAAGUGUUGAUGAGGUACUCAGACUUGUCAAGGCUUUCCAGUUUGUUGAGGAGCAUGGUGAAGUUUGUCCCGCUAAUUGGCAACCAGGUAGCAAGACAAUCAAGGCAGAUCCUAAGGGAUCUCAGGCAUAUUUUGAGACAGCGAAUUAGUUCAUCUUGCAUAGAAAACGGUACCUAUGUUACGAAAAAUUAUUACACAAUGGAUUCUCUUCACAAAUAACUUUGUGAAUGUUAAAGUUUGUGCAGUAGGUUUUGCAUUUAAGGAGGGUUACAGCAUGAAUCGGUAUGUUGAAACUUUGAAGUUUGAAUUUACUGUUUAAAGUUAUUUUUUACUGCAUCAAUGAGGAAUAAUAUUGAUAAAUAAUAAUAGUAAUCUUACAUCUA